AUGCUUGCUAUUUUUGGGCUCGGGCUCAUUGUCAGCAGGCAAAGGCUGUCUUCCCAGUAUUGCAAGGAAAAAGAUGAGGAUCAUGACAACAAUCAUCUUCAUAUUUUCUGGGCCCCCUUUUUACUCCUACACCUUGGGGGUCCAGACACCAUCACUGCAUUCGCGCCUGAGGACAAUGAACUGUGGCUCAGACAUUUGUUUUAUCUGGCUUCACAGUGCAUUGCUGUAGCGUAUGCUUUCUAUCAGUUUUUAGAAUAUAAUGACGUACUUAGGACCCCGACAAUACUCAUGUUUUUGUGUGGAAUAAUCAAGUGUGCUGAGCGUACGUGUGCUCUGUAUUAUGGAAGUGCAAACAGCUUCCGCAAUUCCAUGCUUUCAAGACCUGAUUCAGAAGCCAAAGAUGAUCCGAGAAAUGAGAACACAGCUCUGAUUAAAACGAAUAAGGAUGCUUUGUCCCAUUUACAGGUGCUGCAGUAUGCAUUUCUAUACUUCACAGCCUUCAAAGGACUUGUUGUCGAUCUCAUUCUCAGCAUCCAUGAACGCAACCAGAGCCGGGAGUUUUUCCUUGCAAAAUCAUGUGACGAUGCCUUCAAGUUAGUUGAGGUAGAGUUGAAUUACCUCUAUGAUGUUCUUUUUACUAAACUUUCUGUGUUGCAUCAUAAAAUUGGCUACUUCUUUCGAACCCUAUCCUUUAUUGCUGUUGUUGCUUCCUUUAUGCUCUACCAUUCUCACCAGCGAAAGCAUGAUCUUCACAAUGAUGUAGUGAUUACUUACACUUUGCUUAUCGGAGCAAUUGUGUUAGAGGUGAUUGCGUUUUAUAUGCUACUUUUCACCGAUUGGACAGUCAUAAGGCUCCGGCCUUUGUCUGAUACAACCCCCAACAGUAACUCAUGGAAAGAUAAGUUUCUUAGUUGGAUACUGGUUGCUAAUAACACUAGGAGUGUGUUCCUGCAGUGGUUUCUUCAUCUCGUGGGAGAUAAAGAUCAUCAUCCCGAAUUAGAAUAUACAGAUUGCAGGUGGGCUGGAUGCUUGUCAACAUUCAAUCUGAUACAUUAUUGUUUACAUAAACGAUCCAAUAGAAAGGAAAGCAUUUAUAAUUUUUUUGGCCUAGUUGGUUUUCUGAAUGAGGUUUGGUAUGUAAAACCACAUCGACUAACUCAUAACAUAACCGGUUUCAUUUUCGAAGAGCUAAAAAAGAAGUCAGAGAAGGCUCACAGCUUAGCCAUGGCUAAAGAAAUAUGUUCGUCGAAAGGAGAGUGGGUACUCAAUGAAAUGGAAGACGACCUUGGUAAUUUCCUUCCUUUUGUUGCUAAUUUCAACUACGAUGAUAUACUUCUGGUAUGGCACAUUGCAACAGAAGUCUGCUACGUCGACAGCCAAGAGCAACAGAAUAACAAGGAACGAUGUGAUUUACGUGACACUGCAAAGAAGCUGUCAGACUACAUGCUAUAUCUCAUGGUCAUGAAGCCUGAUAUGAUGUCUGCGGUUUCUUGCUUUGGAGAAAUAAAAUUUCGCGACACUUGCACUGAGGCUGCUGAUUUUUUUGGCACUAAAUUGCCGGAACUAAAUAAAAGAAAGUUCUGUAAAUUCUUUCGCAGGGAGAGCAUUAACGAGAAGGAAGCCUUGCAGAAAAAGGCCUGUGAAGCAAUUCUGAACAUCAGCACCGAAGACGAGAUGCUCAAGGAUAAACAGAUAUUCUUCAUUGCCUCUGCAUUGGCGAAAAAGCUGAAAGCGGUACCAUCAGACAAGAAAUGGUUGAUCAUAAGCAAAUUGUGGGUUGAACAGCUAUCAUAUGCGGCGAGUCAUAUAAGAUCAUACGCGCAUGCUGUGCAACUAAGCAAGGGCGGAGAGUUUAUAACUAUAGUUUGGUUACUCAUGGCUCAUUUUGGCUUGGGAGAUCAGUACGAGAUCAACCUAGGAAACCCAGAAUAA
Messenger RNA from Daucus carota subsp. sativus, 1932 nucleotides. RefSeq lists its product as uncharacterized. The transcript has a single exon. Lineage: Eukaryota; Viridiplantae; Streptophyta; Magnoliopsida; Apiales; Apiaceae. The coding region runs from base 1 to 1932 and encodes 643 amino acids. The record is from RefSeq and is a predicted model, not a curated record.